AUGGCUGAUAAGGGAGUGACGAGUGCUGUGGAUGAGUUGAUGAUGAAAGAGGCGGCGCUGGCAGCAGUGAUAGAGGAGGUGCUGGACAUGCGGCACGCAUUGACAGCAGUGCAGGGGGGGUUGGCAGCGGUUAAGGGGGAGUUGGUAGUGGUUAAGGGGAAGUUGGAAGCAGUUGAAUGCGAGUUGGCAGUGGUUAAGGGAGAAUUGACGAAUCGCAAGGACGCUAAGGAAGAGAAGCUUGCUGAGGGUAGUCAGGAGUCGGGUGGAAUAGGGCUGAGAGGGAAGAAUAGAAAGAGAAAGCACGAAAUCACAGCGGAUGUUGCACGGGAGGAGGAAAGGAGAAGGGAGGUGCAGGAGUUGAAUGAGUCACGUACCGUGGAGGAACCGGCGGCCUGUGAGGAAGGGCAGAUGAUGCAAGAUCUGAAGAUGGAUGUUGAGCUGCAAGUCAGGGAGAGUGAAGGCGAUCAGAAGACGGCAUGGGAGGGGAAGCCGUCACAAGCAGGGGGAAGCCGUCACGAGCAGGGGGAAGCCGUCACGAGCAGGGGGAAGCCCUCACGAGCAGGGGGAAGCCGUCACGAGCAGGGGGGAGCCGUCACGAUCAGGGGGAAGCCGUCACGAGCAGGGGGAAGCCGUCACGAGCAGGGGGGAGCGGUCAUGAGCAGGGGAAACGGGGAAGGGGGAGGCGAGGCGGAGCAGGAGGGGAAGCGGAGGGGGUGA
Closterium sp. Naga37s-1 is the source of this 717-nucleotide messenger RNA. NCBI's taxonomy places the organism in Eukaryota, Viridiplantae, Streptophyta, Zygnematophyceae, Desmidiales, Closteriaceae. The record is from the annotation of a GenBank genome assembly.